CACCUCACUUCUGAGUCUUUGACUCUUUUCCAACUUCUUGCUCCCAAGGAAACACAGGAAGAACAACGAACAAAUCAAUAAUAUAUAGAGAGAGAGAGAGAGAGAGAGGACGAGGGGAGUCUGGUUCCGGCGAUGGACGAUGGGAAUCCCGACGACUGGCUGCCGGAAGGCUGGAGAGUUCAGGUCAAUGUUAGGAAGAACGGUAAAAGAGAUAAGUGGUACUUCCCUCCCACCGGCGGGGCUAAAUUCUACUCUAAACUUGAGGUAACUCGAUAUCUAAAGAGCAACGGUAGUGGCAUCAACAUUGGUGACAACGAAGGCCAUACGAGCGAUGACAGCUACAACCUCGACACAGUGAACAAUACUGGAAGCAAUAAGAACAUCAGUACAAUCGACAGAAGUGACAACUUCAACAUUAGGGGCAACAUCACCACCACUACACCCUCCAAUACUGUCAAGCAUAGCAACAACCUCGACUUGGUGAACAUCACUAGUAGCAACCCCACCUCCGCCGUGGGCAAGAAUACCGACAACAUCACGGAUAGUAGUAAUCACUCUGCAAAUAGCCAUCCCAAGAGUGAAGAAGAGAAGGAGGAGAAUGGCACGCUUAAAAGAUCCUCUAAAAAGGUUACCUUUGAGAAGGCUACACCGGAAGGGCUACCUCCAGGAUGGACCAAAGAAGUUAAAGUAACAAAGAAGGGCAGCAAAGUCAGAAGAGAUCCGUAUUAUACGGAUCCUGAAAAUGCGUACACGUUCCGUUCUAUGAAAGAUGUAUUUCGGUACAUCCAGACUGGGGAGGUUGGAAGACUAGCAAUCAGGCGGAGGCAAGCAAGGCAUCAUGAAGACGCAGAAGAUGAUGAAACUCCGUCACCAGCUUCAGCCAAGAAACAAAAGUUGGGGACUGAUACAACUGUGAACGGAACUAAUCAGAGCUUAAAGGUGCCUAAAGUAGAACCUACUGGAAACUAUCAGACCUUCAAAGUAUCUAAAGUAGCUCCAUCAGCACCUGAAGCCCUCCUAGAUGUUCAAGCAAUGCAACGUGAAGAAAUAGACCAGAUCCUUGAGGCAACUGAACUAGCUACUACUAUAGUAUCUGAAAUGUUCCCUGCAAAGAAAUCAGUUCAACACGAGAAAAAAGAGAUUGAAGCAACUCCUCCCGAAGCUAAAGGCGUCUCUGAUACGCAGCCAGUACAACAACACAAAGUGGAAAACCAUGAGACCCAGAAACAUAGUACUACUGGCAAGUCCAAGAAAAAGGACGGCGUCGUACAGCUUCCUCGCCGUGCCUCGAAGCGACUUGCUGCUCUUCCUCUUGAGCCUACUACCGCAGAACUAGAGGCGAGUUCAUCUUCUCCUCAAGCAGAAGCAGCUGUUAAAAUUGUGGAUGUUGCUACUGUCGGACUCGAUUCUACCUCAGCACAGAAGACCCAAAGUCAACAGCAUCAGCAUCAGCAUCGAGCAGCAUUAGUUAAGCCAUCAAGUGAACCGACUGAUCCCAAGCUGCAAAUAAAUAAUCUAAACCAGAAUAAUUCCGAGGCAAGAAAAGCCUCCCCUGAAUCAAAUAAGAGCAAGCUUUUUGGAGCCUGUAAGAAAGCUGAAGAAGAUGAAGCUGGGAAGCUGCCUCUCGAUCCUCCCCUGGGAGAGUUAUGGGAAGACCCAUGCAUUGCGUUUGCAAUAAAGACCCUCACCGGGUCACUUGAUGACCUGCCAUUAGGGUCGAACAAUAAUGGACUAGGCGAUUCCUCCAGUACCAAGGAGCAUUUGGCUACUCGAGAAGUAAGCAUUCCUGAAGUGGAGCCAAUCAAUAAUUCUCAGAAUCCAGGAUCGCCUGUCAGCUUGCCUGCAUCUUAUACAUGGGCGGACCCCUGUAUCGAGUUUGCCAUAAAAACUCUAACCGGUGCAAUUCCACUGGACUCUGAUCUUUUUAGUAUGCAAGAGCAGGCAACUUCAUCACAUCAAGUUCAGCCAAGUUCCAGUCAGGUAUUCCACCAGUCUCCUACUAUUUUCCCUACUGAAGCAGCACCAAGGGUAGAGCAGCUGUCGCUACCGCAGACUAAAAUCGCGAGGUACACCGGUGGGAGCAGCCCGUCUGCUGGUAUGGGAAGGAGAGUUACCAGAAGCCAGAGGAAGGCUGUGUAGGUUUGUCAUUAACUGUAGCCGAUUGUUAAUUGUACAUACGGAUGGUAAAGCUCUCCGAGUUCGGAGAGCAACAUCAUUUCUGGCUUUAGUUCUCUGUUAUCCUAGUUAGCUUGCUUUACCGUGUUCUGCAAAUUUGCUCACCUCUGUAAACAAAUGUUCUAACUUCAGGGUUCUUGCUUCUGGCUAUGCCACCGCAAGUGGUGCUCCAACUGAUGUUGAAUCAUAUAAUCUCCACGAUAGGGUAGUCCUAUAUCAUGUUUGUUUCAAUCAAUCUCAAAAUUGAGUGACUGUUCGUUUAAUUAACCAUUCUUGUAAAAUGAAGGGUCCAGCCCUAAUCUCCAGUACGCUCUCCACCAAUUCUCACUUUUAA
Molecule: messenger RNA, 2509 nt
Organism: Linum tenue
Lineage: Eukaryota; Viridiplantae; Streptophyta; Magnoliopsida; Malpighiales; Linaceae
Source: the annotation of a GenBank genome assembly